AUGAUGAGAAGGUAUGAAAUGACUGACUUAGGUCUGUUAUAUCACUUUCUUGGUAUGGCAGUGAUUCAAACUGAAACUUGCAUUUUCAUAAACCAAAAGAAAUAUGCACUGGUAUUAUUGAGCAAGUUUGGUUUGAAACAAUGUAAGCCAGUUAGUACUCCUCUCGUGACAAGUGAGAAACUGUGCAAGGAUGAUGGAAGUGAACCUACAGAUGAGAAUGAAUACAGACAUAUUGUGGGUAGCUUAUUGUAUCUAACAGCUACAAGACCUGACAUAAUGUUUGCAGCUAGCCUAUUAGCUCGGUUCAUGCAUUUUCCAACAAAGAAACACUAUGGAACAGCUAAGAGGGUGCUGAGUGGAGUAUUUUCUUGGGCAUCAGUCAAACAACACAGUGUAGCUCUCUCCAUAGCUAAAGCUGAAUAUGUCAGCAAAAGUGAAGCUACUACACAGGCUAUAUGGCUGAGGUUUGUGCUAGAAGACUUUGGAGAAUUGCAAACUGAUGCAACCCCAUUAAUGGUGGAUAAUACCUCUGCCAUUGCAAUAACAAGAAAUCCAGUUUUCCAUCAGAAAACCAAGCACGUCAACUGCAGGUAUCAUUUCAUCCGAGAUGCUUUGCAAGAUGAGGUAGUGUACUUGAGGUACUACAAGUCUGAAGAACAAGUGGCUGACAUUUUUACUAAAGCUCUGUCUAAAGAUCGGUUCAACUAUCUGAGAGGAUUGCUUGGUGUUAAACCAGUUAACAAUUUAGAAGGGAGUGUUGAAGUAUAA
This is a messenger RNA of Prunus armeniaca (apricot), 768 nucleotides long. The record is from the annotation of a GenBank genome assembly. NCBI's taxonomy places the organism in Eukaryota, Viridiplantae, Streptophyta, Magnoliopsida, Rosales, Rosaceae.